Messenger RNA from Anopheles darlingi, 1185 nucleotides. RefSeq names its product odorant receptor 85c-like. Gene Ontology annotation, molecular function: odorant binding; olfactory receptor activity. The transcript is spliced from 3 exons. Gene Ontology annotation, cellular component: plasma membrane. The coding region runs from base 1 to 1185 and encodes 394 amino acids. Gene Ontology annotation, biological process: detection of chemical stimulus involved in sensory perception of smell; sensory perception of smell. Lineage: Eukaryota; Metazoa; Arthropoda; Insecta; Diptera; Culicidae. The record is from RefSeq and is a predicted model, not a curated record.
AUGGCAGAAUCUUCUGAGGAGUCAACUGAGGUGCGCUUUAAGUCGUUCAUACGUGUGCCCGAAGGGUUCUUCGAUGUAAUCGGUGUCGCACGGUAUGUCCCAACGAAAAAUAUAAAACGGCUCCGAUUCGUACUGUUCUGGAGCAGCUUCGGCAACACCGCGGUGUGCGUCGUACUCGAGAUGAUCUACUUUGUGCUGGCAGCUAGGAGCGGUUUAGCCAAUUUUCUGCAGCUAACGGCACUAGCCUCGUGCACCGGAUUCUCCGCCCUCUCGGUGGCGAAAAUCAUGACGAUCAAGCUACAUGAAACAAAGCUGAAGGAGAUGUUACGUGAGCUGGAAUUGCUGUUUCCCGGGACAGCCAUGCUACAGGACCAUUACGGUGUCCACCGGUACUACCGCGAGGGACAACUUGUGAUGAAAUCGUUCAGCGUUCUCUACAUGAUACUGAUCUGGAUCUUCAACCUCAUGCCACUGGUGUCGAUGGUGAUCGGUUACCGUACGGAGCGUGUGUGGCAUAAGGAGCUACCGUACUUUAUGUGGUACUGGUACGAUUGGCAUCAGGCCGGCUAUUUCGAGAUCACCUUUGUACAGCAAAACUGGGGCGGAUUCGUGUCGGCCGUCUAUAACCUUUCUACCGAUCUCAUGUACUGUGCCUUCAUUCUGCUGUUUUGCAUUCAAUUCGACAUCGUAGCCCAACGGUUGCGCCAUGCCCGGCCAGAUGAUCGCGCCGGACUGGUCGAAACCGUUCGUAUCCACCAGAAGGUGAUCGAGCUGUGUAAUCAGCUCGAGCGCAUCUUUUCGCCCUCGCUCUUGGUCAACUUUAUGCUCAGCUCGGUCAUUAUCUGCCUGGUCGGAUUUCAGGCGACUGCCGGCGUUCAACCGAUUGAUCUGUUCAAGUUCAUCCUCUUCUUGAUAUCCUCGCUGGUGCAGGUAUUCCUGCUGUGUUACUAUGGCAAUAAGCUCAUCGUGGCGAGUGACCAGAUCUCGUAUAGUGCCUUCGAGGGCCACUGGAUCAACGCUUCGAGCUCGUACCAGAAAUCGCUGCUGCUGGUCAUGGUGCGCUCGCUCAAACCGCAGAAACUAACCGCCCUAAAGUUUUCCGUCAUUUCCUUGGCCAGCUUCUCAAAGAUCCUUAGUACGUCCUUCUCGUACUUUACGCUGCUGAAAGCGAUCUAUGAACCAUAG